Messenger RNA from Gigantopelta aegis, 3260 nucleotides. Its product is annotated as mucin-5AC-like. The record is from RefSeq and is a predicted model, not a curated record. The transcript is spliced from 4 exons. The coding region runs from base 261 to 2120 and encodes 619 amino acids. Lineage: Eukaryota; Metazoa; Mollusca; Gastropoda; Neomphalida; Peltospiridae.
UUUGUUCUUUUGGGGACUAAUUUUAUCAUAGUAAGACGAAACGACGUUAUUAGUAUACGACACUUUUCUUUACUUGCAUCGGUUAUAGCUUGUACGGCACAUUACUAGCAAGAUGGUAGAAGUCGGUUUAUAGGCGCUGGAGUAAGAAACGGGACCUAGUUGAGACGGGAUAAACACAUAAAAUGUACGAUGUGGACAGUUAGCUUGUGGUGAAGACUAUAAAGAAUCUGGAUAUAAAAGUUUAGCUGAACUUUGGAAGGAUGUUCGUCAAAGAGGUGAGGAUGACCCAAGUCGUGUCCGUCAUAACACUGCUGUUACUGGUGCUGCCUCUAACUGUGGGGGACGAAUGUACGGCGCUUCCUGUCCGGUCUACUACACAACUAGUUCUCAUGAAACCGUUUAAAGGAAAAGGAUCCACAGUACUGAAAUAUCUAAAACCACCUUUACAAAACAGCCAGGAAGCCUGCGGACGUAAAUGUUGUAGUGUAACAGAAGAACAGUGCAUUCUUGGAAUAUUUAAAAAAGACGCAACACCGUCUGAGCCAAACUGUUUCUUGUAUGUGUGUGCAGCUAACAAUAAAUGUCGCAUUCAGAGGUACACCAACGUGGCCAUGGCAACAUUGGCAGACAAUGUUAUGCUGGAGUUUGUUGAUGACCACCCUGUAUUGCGGAGUAGAGUUAGGAGAGACGCACCUACCAAUGCAACAGCUCCUAAUCCUGUCACAGAAUCUAACACAAGUGUACCCAAAAUACAGCAGACAGAUGCAAAUUCCACUCUGACAAAUCAGACAGAUACUGUUACUACGCCCAUAUUGAAAGCAGACACGAAUGUAACCAUCCCGGCGACUACCCAACAAGCUGCACAGACUGGCAACAGUUCAGAAAAGCAAUCAUCGCCUGUUAAGGAAACUAACAUUACAUCUGGUCAAGGACAAAUCAUUACAACAACUCCAGUACAACAAAAUGCUGGUGGAACUGCAUCGGAGCUACAUAAUUCAACUUCGGCUACAAGCAAGAAUACAACAUCUGCUAUUGCUAAUUCAACUUCACAAACAGCUCCACAAACAGAUGCUUUAGGAACAACCCAGCCGCCCAUUCCGAACACUAAUGCAUCAGAAAAGGCCCCACCAGUAACCCAAGCAGGAGUGACACAGAGCAAUGGACAAACAAAUAAAACGGAGUCCGUCACAAACCAACAAGCACCAAUUAGUUCUCAAGGAACAAAUAUUACAGUCACACCGCAAGCAACAACAAUGACAAAUUCUACCACAGGGCCAGACACAAAUGCCACAAUAAAUGCAACUGUCAAUGGUACUGACGUUCCGGCAACAAAACGCCCACCACCACCAUCAUCAUCAUCAUCAUCAUCAUCAACAACAACAACAGCAGCAACAACACCAACUGCAAUAAUAUCAAAUACCACAACACCAGCUACAAUUACGUCAAAUACAACACAAACUACAACAACACGACAAGUCAACAAUACAGUGAUGAAAACCGCUACGUUUGUCAAUACAUCUCCACAGGUGACGACUAAGUCUAUGCAAACAACUACGACAACACUACCCAGUAAUAGAACCAUCUUGUAUAACACAACCACCAUUCCACCACGAACUGAUUCGCCAGUGACAACAGCGGUAGAAGCAAACACAACAGUACCAAGCGACGCACUGACGACGGCAGGGAUACACAAUUCCACAGGCCCAUCUGUGAAUUCGACACAGGGUCUUCAAAAUGUCACCGAACAGUCUAUGAGUUCAACAAGUGGUCCCGGAGAAGCACCAGUCAGUGAUGUCACUGGAAGUCUUAACUUUAGUGUUUCCUAUCCACCGUCGUCCUCAACUGAUGGUGUGCUUUUAACACUUAUUCCAGGCGAUUAUUUGUCAUCUCAACCUAUGGUCACUACGACAGCAAAUUCCACACUGAUGGACUCCAACAGUACUAUGAUGUCAACUACAUCACUUGACAAAAGGCUUGUCGCUGUUCUCAUAGGCGCCCUCUCUCUGGGCAUGAUAUUUUUCGUCGCAGUUAUCGCCCUUGUUAGUAGACGUGUUUAUGAGAGCUGGCAGAGAAGACAUUAUUCUCGGAUAGACUACCUAGUGAACGGAAUGUACAAUUGACCAGGAGCGUCUACUGAGGGUUGGCUGGGGUUCAGGAAUGAGGGUAUGAUAGUUGUGCAAGAGAUACAGUUGCCCAUUGAUUCAGACAACUGAUUUAUGUAGUCUCAUCAAUGCAUCUUUUGGAGCGUGGCAACUCGUUAGCAUCAAGCUUCACACAGACAGCCACACAGUUAUGAAGUUUGCAUCCUUCGAACAUGCUUCAGGACAUUUUAAUGCAAGUAAUCAUUGCAUUUGUGUUUGAAUGGUUUGCACGGCGGAUACAAGGUGGGGGUGUAAGGGAUGUGCACACUCACACUUGUGUCAGAUCUUUUGAUGUAUUUGAUAGAAAUAUAGGGUCGUCCUUAGUGCACUAAGUGCGCAAAACGUUUUUAUCAAAGGUGACAUAUCACUGCACAUUAUGAUGCCAUUCGUCAUGGCUACGUCAAGUAAAAGGGACAGGUGAGACAAAACUAAUAUGUGUGAUUUGAUAUUUCAUUUCAUUUUAAACUUAUUUUCGUACUUAUAUCCUAUUAAGGUUAAAACAAUUGGGCUGUCUGUCCAGGACAGUGAGUUACUGGUUAGUAAGAGAGAAAUCGGUGUAGUAGCCUUACACCUACACAUUAAGCCGUUAAAACUCGCUUUGGAUAGGAGCUGGUACCGUGGUGCGAUCCCAGUUCCUACCAGCGUUAAGUCGAAGAUUUAACCACUACAUACACCAUCGAGACCGAUCUCAUUUAAUACGAUUGUUUGGGUGUUCCAGUUUUCUAGUGUUGUCUGUGACAGACCUACCUCCUGGUGCAGGAGAUGCAUGCAAUGCACGGGACUGGUUUUAGUUUCUUGUAGGUAUUGUGUCACACGUUUAUUAAUUGAGACAUUAUGUUGUUAAUGUGUUGACCUGUUGGAGUAAUGAAUGGAAGAGUGCUUUACAAACUAUUCACGGGCAGCAUGUUACCUUUAAUUAGAAUCUUUCACACAAGCUACAUUUGGCCACCAAACCGGGGAACCAUUUCAGAUAUCACCAUACUGAUUCCAUAUAAACUCUUAAAAAAAAAAGUAGGGUAACUCUAAUAAGAAUUUACAAUUGCCAAAAUUGUAAGGUAUAUUAGCUGUGGGGAAUGGUUAUAUGAUAAUAGUGAAUUAAUUGGGCAAACAUUACAACCG